Aspergillus niger is the source of this 1732-nucleotide messenger RNA. RefSeq lists its product as uncharacterized. NCBI's taxonomy places the organism in Eukaryota, Fungi, Ascomycota, Eurotiomycetes, Eurotiales, Aspergillaceae. The transcript is spliced from 2 exons. The record is from RefSeq and is a predicted model, not a curated record. The annotation marks the transcript as partial. Gene Ontology annotation, molecular function: nucleic acid binding; ATP binding.
AUGUCCUCUCCUCUCGCCGGAUGGCAGGCCGUCCGCUCCAUGGCAACCGUCCGACAGCGCCGCCAGGCCGCCCGCAUGGUUCUGUCCUCCAAUGUCGACAAAUCCUCCCUGAAGCAAGGACGUUCGAAGAGAGAUCGUGCCGGCCCCUGGUCCGGCAUGAACCAGACGGAGGCGCGCCUUCGGGAUGCGCCACGGUCAAGGUCUCGGGCAGCUCUCAAACGCUCGGGUGAUUCCGAAGAUGAUAAGCAGAAGCCGGACAGUCCUCUCUACAAGGCGCUCAAGAUGCAGACGGCAUUGGCGCCCAUUCCUUACGGUCGCCGAACCGCCAUCAAGAACAAGAUCGCAGAAGUUUCGAGUUUCGACCAGUUUCCUCUGCUACCGGUCGUGCGCCACUCGAUCUCUUCCCAAGCUCUUUCCCGGACUGGCGGACAUUGUACCGACUCCCAUUCAACGCCUUGCUAUCCCACAACUCCUGAAAGACCCUAUCCCGAAGAGAACAUCUAAAGACGUCUCAGACCAUGAACCGAAUUUUGAACAGUACCUUCUGGCCGCCGAGACCGGGUCGGGAAAGACGCUCGCCUAUCUGAUUCCCUUGAUCGACUCCCUGAAGCGUAUGGAAGUGGAGGACAAGGAAUUCGAGAAACCGCGGGUCAUUAUCCUCGUCCCGACCUCCGAGUUGGUUGCCCAGGUUGGCGCCAAAGUCAAGGCUCUUUCGCACACGGUCAAGUACCGGUCGGGGAUGAUCUCGUCCAACCUGACCCCUCGUCGGAUCAAGAGCAUCCUCUUCAACCCGAGCGGGAUUGAUAUUCUCGUCGCCACUCCCCACCUGCUUGCCUCGAUCGCCAAGACGGAUCCAUAUGUGCUGAGUCGCGUCAGCCACCUGGUGCUGGAUGAGGCGGACUCGCUCAUGGAUCGGUCCUUCUUGCCUACAACGACUGAGAUCAUUGAAAAGUCAGCCUCUUCUCUUCACAAGCUCAUCCUCUGCUCCGCCACCAUUCCCCGCAGUCUCGACAACCUCCUCCGCAAGCGUUACCCCGACAUCCGACGACUGACGACGCCAAACCUGCAUGCUAUCCCCCGUCGCGUCCAGCUCGGAGUGGUGGACAUCCAACGGGACCCCUACCGUGGCAACCGCAGCCUGGCCUGCGCCGACGUGAUCUGGUCCAUCGGAAAGGCAGGCGACACAGAACCGACGCACCCUUUCCUGGCCCAGGCCGGACCCAAGGUCAAGAAGAUCCUAGUCUUUGUCAACGAGCGUGAAGAAGCCGACGAGGUAGCCCAGUUCCUGCGCUCAAAGGGCAUCGACGCCCAGUCCUUCUCCCGGGACUCCAGCAGCCGCAAGCAAGAAGAGCUGCUUGAAGAAUUCACCGAGUCCCCGAUCCCUCCCACCGCAGAGGAGAUCAUGCUGGCCAAGAACAAGCGCCGCCAGGACAACUCCAUUCCCUUUGUCUUCCCCGAACAGCAGAACAAGCCGGGCGCGGAGCGCGGCCUCCCGAACACCAAGGUUCUCGUGACGACGGAUAUUGCCUCUCGCGGAAUUGACACCAUCGCCGUCAAGACGGUCAUCCUCUACCACGUCCCACACAACACGAUCGACUUCAUCCACCGACUCGGCCGUCUCGGUCGCAUGGGCAAGCGUGGCCGAGCCGUGGUCUUGGUCGGCAAGAAGGACCGCAAGGACGUGGUCAAGGAAGUGCGCGAGGGCAUGUUCCGCGGCCAGGCCUUGAUUUAG